CCAACCACCGGAAAGAGAGAAGAAGAAGAAGCACACACGAGGAAAAUCGAUCUCACUCUCUCUCUCUCUUCUCUCUCUCUCUCUUCUCUCUCUAUCGCUCCGCCGCGCCACCAUCACUGAGAUGCGGCGGCGUAAUUCUGGUGUGAAAGCGAUGAGGUUUCUCGCGUUACUUCUGAUCUGUUGUUUCUCUCUUGCUUUUUCCGCCGAGUCCGAUAUCGAGACUGACUCAGUUGUCACACGGGAGAUCAAUGGCACAGCCGCUGAGUCCAAUGCGACGAGCACGAAACCUAAGGAGGACAGUUUCGCUGAUAUGAUCGAUCGGGCACUUGAGAAGGAGUUCCCGGAGAAUGACCAGAAUGAAGUUCCUGAUCCAGGAAGCUUCAAUAAUAGUGUUGCUGAUCAGCAGGCCGUUCUGGAGACCGUUGCUCGAGUUAAGCCCAAGAAAAAUGAGACCAAGACCAAGGAGGAGAAAUCAUUCUUUAAUUUGGAUAGCGAGAAUGGCUUAGAAGAUACUCCGAGACUGAUAGAUAGGAAGGACAACAUUUUUAUCAUGUCCAAUCCAAAAUCCAAGUACCCUGUACUGCAGCUAGAUUUAAGGCUGAUAUCAGAUUUGGUCGUCGUCAUUGUUUCUGCUACUUGUGGUGGAAUUGCCUUUGCUUGUGCUGGUCAACCGGUGAUUACUGGGUAUCUAUUGGCUGGAUCUGUCAUUGGGCCGGGUGGGUUAAGCUUUGUUAGUGAAAUGGUGCAGGUUGAAACAGUAGCUCAGUUUGGUGUUAUCUUUCUCCUUUUUGCUUUAGGAUUAGAAUUUUCUGCAGCAAAGCUUCGUGUAGUUCGUGCAGUAGCUAUUCCAGGAGGUCUCCUUCAGAUAUUUUUGUUCAUGUGCUUGAGUGGGAUAACAGCCUCGUUAUGUGGUGGUAAACUAACAGAAGGAAUAUUCGUAGGUGCAUUUCUUUCGAUGUCAUCAACAGCGGUGGUUUUGAAAUUUUUAAUGGAAAGAAAUAGCAUAAGUGCUCUACAUGGCCAGAUAACCGUUGGAACUCUUAUCCUUCAGGACUGUGCUGUGGGUUUGCUUUUUGCUCUCCUUCCCGUUCUUGGUGGCACAUCUGGUGUCCUACAAGGAGUGUUGUCCAUGGCUAAAUCGUUGGCUAUUUUGAUUGCGUUUUUGGCUACUUUGUUUGUAUUGUCCCGUACCUGGGUACCUUGGUUUCUAAAACUUAUGACAAGCCUUUCUUCUCAGACUAACGAGCUCUACCAGUUGGCCGCUGUAGCAUUUUGCUUGCUUGUCGCUUGGUGUAGUGACAAGCUCGGUUUAAGCCUUGAGUUGGGUUCCUUUGCGGCAGGAGUGAUGAUCUCAACAACUGAUCUCGCCCAGCAUACUCUUGAACAAGUAAGAAGUCUCUUUCCAUUUUCUUUGGGCACUCUUAAUUUCAGAAGUGUCUUUACUGCGUAUAUACUAUUCGUGACUUCGUUCCCGUUCCUUUUGCAGGUGGAACCCAUCCGCAACUUUUUUGCAGCGCUAUUCCUUGCUAGUAUCGGCAUGUUAAUACAUAUGCACUUUUUGUGGAACCAUGUUGACAUUCUGCUAGCAGCCGUGUUACUGGUGAUAGUGAUAAAGACCGUGGUAGUGGCAGUCGUUGUUAAAGUCUUUGGAUACAAUAACAAAACUGCAGUACUUGUUGGAAUGUCCCUUGCACAAAUUGGAGAAUUUGCUUUUGUUCUGCUAAGUCGAGCAUCUAAUCUUCACCUAAUUGAGAGCAAACUGUACCUCCUGCUUCUUGGAACAACGGCUUUAAGCUUGGUAACAACACCAUUGCUAUUCAAGUUGAUACCAGCCGUUGUACAUUUAGGAGUUCUCUUACGGUGGUUCUCUCCCGACAGCUCAAGCGAGAUUGGUUUCAAAGGAGACUUGUAUCAUUCAGAGAGUGCAAAGCGUAUAUCUCUGAUGAUCCAAGGUUCUCUUCACGACUCUUGAUGAUGUUUCAGUAUAACACACGACAGUAUCAAGCCACAUCUGAUCUCAAGCUAGGGCACAGAGGUAGUGAUUGGGAACCGUCGUCGAUUGUGUUCCGGAUGUAUAGAUGUUUUGGAGAGUUCGGAGAAGAAAACCGAAGAGGAAAUUGUAUAAAAUCUCUACACGAAGAUAACUACAGAGACUUGUAACUUCGCUUCAUUUUUUUUUUUUUUGAAAUGUUUUGGGAUUCUUUAACUUUUUUGGGUAAAAAG
Messenger RNA from Eutrema salsugineum, 2223 nucleotides. Its product is annotated as K(+) efflux antiporter 4. Gene Ontology annotation, cellular component: membrane. Lineage: Eukaryota; Viridiplantae; Streptophyta; Magnoliopsida; Brassicales; Brassicaceae. Gene Ontology annotation, biological process: potassium ion transmembrane transport; proton transmembrane transport. Bases 122 to 1972 code for a protein of 616 amino acids. The transcript has 19 exons. The record is from RefSeq and is a predicted model, not a curated record. Gene Ontology annotation, molecular function: potassium:proton antiporter activity.